Messenger RNA from Sabethes cyaneus, 3033 nucleotides. It is a transcript of the gene Saf-B, whose product is annotated as SAFB-like transcription modulator. Lineage: Eukaryota; Metazoa; Arthropoda; Insecta; Diptera; Culicidae. Gene Ontology annotation, biological process: regulation of mRNA processing; regulation of transcription by RNA polymerase II. The transcript is spliced from 8 exons. The record is from RefSeq and is a predicted model, not a curated record. The coding region runs from base 141 to 2633 and encodes 830 amino acids. Gene Ontology annotation, cellular component: nucleus. Gene Ontology annotation, molecular function: sequence-specific DNA binding; RNA binding.
AUUGGUUGUGCGAUUAAACUGCGUAGCCGGUUACGUUCCAUUAUUGCUUCAGUCUGUUGCAGUGAGAAGUGAAUUUGUGUGUGAAAAAGUGUUGAAAAUUACAAUAUCGCAAAUCUGUUCCGGUACUUUUGGGCCCGAAAAUGGCGGAUGUAGUGGAAAAACGAAAGCUCAGUGAACUGCGCGUGGUCGAUCUGAAGCAGGAGCUGGAAAAACGUGGCAAAGACGGUAACGGAGUGAAAAAUGUGCUGAUCGAACGGUUGACUCAGGCGCUGAAGGAUGAAAAGCAAAAUCCGGAAACUUACGAGUUUGAGAUUGUGACGGCUGGGAAAACUCCUGCCAAAAAGGGUAAACCAGCCACCGGAAACAGUAAAACUGAUGGUGAUGCGGAUGCUUCUGGCACGACAGAUGCUGCUAACGGGGAGAGUGGGGGCGAUCUGAACAUGGAGGAAAUGACGGUACAGGAUGAAUGCAAAGAGGAAGAAAAAGCUGCUAAGGACGAGUCGAAAUCAUCUGCACCGGAGCAAAACGGUGAGGCGACAACCGAGGGAACUCCAUCCACCGACAAUGCGACUGAUGCUGAUAAGGCUGGAAAAGAGGAUACCAAGGAAGCCGAUAAUGAGGAUUCGCUCAAUUUGACUAUCGGUGAGGAGGAUGAAAAGUUGCUGCAUGAUGACAGCAACAUCGAAAACGAAAAGAAAGGUGAAGCUGGAAAAGCUGCAGCUGCGGAUUCCAAAACCGAUGGAAAAGCUGAUGAGGAAAAGAAAACGGAGAAAAGUGAAUCAUCCAGCGACAAAACGGCGACUACCAAAGAGGAAAAAGAGAGUGGAAGCAGCAAGACAUCUAGCUCUGCAAAAUCAGCUGGCGAUUCCAAGUCCAAAUCGUCACCGAGCUCGAGCGAAAAGUCCGCCGGCACCACCUCGACCGUUUCCCGCAAUCUCUGGGUGUCAGGUUUAUCCUCGCUGACGCGCGCAACUGAUCUGAAGCUGAUUUUCUCCAAGUACGGUAAAGUGAUUGGCGCAAAGGUAGUGACUAACACGCGGACGCCUGGAACUCGCUGCUACGGCUACGUGACGAUGGCUUCGGCGAAGGAUGCUACGGAGUGUAUCACCCAUUUGCACCGGACCGAAUUGCACGGACGUAUGAUCUCAGUCGAGCGGGCAAAAUCUGACCUAGGGCCAUCGAAGCCAACCGGAGCUGGCGGUGGUAAGUCGGAGUCGUCGGCUAAAUCAGUAGAUGGCGACUUAGAGAGCAGAGAUAAAACCGACAGAGACGACAGGCGAAGGGAUGAUAGCAGAGGCGGCGACAGACGUUACUACCGUAGCCGUUCGCAGUAUCGAGGCCGGUCACCAACACGGAAUAGAUCACCAAUACGCGGCAAGUCGCAGGUUCGUUCCAGGAGCAGCCCCACGAAGGACGAUAAGCCCAGAGAUGACAAAAAAGAUGCCGACAACAACAAGGAUGAGAAGGACAAGGAAGGCGCCAAGAAGGAAGGAGAACGCGGUUCGCGGGAUGGUGAUCGUCAGAGCCGCGACGGAGAUCGGCGGGAUGGCAACCGCUCUCGCGACAGGGAACGUGACGUCCUUUCGCUGCAGAAAAUACGCGAAGAGCGUGAGAGGCAAAGGCUGCGUGAGAAGGAACGCCAGCUGCGUGAAGAGGACCGACGUCGCCGGGAAAUUCGAGCCCGCCAGCGCGAGGAGGAACAGCUGCUGCGCCGCGAGCGGGAAAAACUCGCACUCGAACGGGCCCGCAUCGAAAAGGAGAAAGCCGAGCUGCUGCGCAUUGAACGCGAACGUCAGAAGCUGGAACGGGAGAAGAUCGAACUCGAGCGGCUGGAACUGAAGCGUCAGCAAAGGAAGAUCGAAGAGGCGAAACGGAACUUGAAACGCCCGGCAACGGAUCAUGCACACUACGAUGAGGACCGUAAACGUUCGGCAGGAUCAGAUAGGCGCUUCGAAGCGCCCCCACCACCGUCGAUCUCAUCUUCCGGCCGUGGAUCCUAUCCAGCAGUAGAGAAAAAGCGUCUGGACGAUUAUCCACCAUCGAAACGGGAUGAGUAUGCUGCCAAGCGGGACGAAUACAAAUCGCGCGACGAUUAUAAGCGACCGGUUGACGAUUACCGGCGGAAUGAUACCUUCAAGCGUAACGGUGGUGUUAUCGACGACUACAAACGGGACAUGGAUCGGCCGAUGCAGACAAUCGAUAAUCGUUACCCGGAUGCGCGCGGUAGCAGCACCGGUGCCGGUGAUUAUCGCGGUAACGGUUCCCGGGAUGACCGCGACCGUAGUGGUCCUGGGCCGAAAGGACGUUUCAUGGACCAGGUCGAAGGUCGCUAUCAGGAUCGUACCGGUGGAGGCAGCGGAGGCGGUAGCGGUGGCGGACCGUGGCACAACAAUGCUGGACCACCGCAGAUGAGCAUGACACCGGCAAUGACGAACGAUGGCUGGCGGAUGGACAACGGUCAGGACCGGUAUGAUCGCACGUACAAUGAGCGGAAAGUUACACAAAUGAGUGCUGGACCGUUCAUGGACCCCUCGCGGCAAGGCCAGUUUAUGAGCGGCGGCGGCGGCGGCGGUCGACCACAGGACAGGUAUGGUGCGCCAGUCUCCGGACGCUUUGACAAUGGACGUUAUUAAAUAAGGGUAUAUUAACUACACUAUUAGGUGUAGUGUAUUUUGCUAUCAUUCCUGCGUAGAGGAGGAUGCGUAGGAUAAGCAACAGCGACAGUAUGUAUAACGGAAUAAAAAAAAGUAGACAUUAUUCUUGCACUAGUAGCUUCUUCAGCCUCUGUCUUAAAGUAAGGAAUACCCAAGUUUGGUCGAGAACAAAAUAAUGGUAGUUUCCCCUGACCUUAACGUUAAACAAAAGGAACGUUAAUAAUAGUCAUUAAAUCAUCUACGGUAAUCUAUUAUGGUUAACUUAUCGUUUCUCGACUAUCAUUGAUGUGUGGUUACUUGAUUGAUGUAAAUUCUGUCAUUUUUUUUUAGUAGGAAUAAUGAUUUAUGCUAAGGCACAAUGAAAGAUGUCAAUAAAUUG